Drosophila bipectinata is the source of this 3896-nucleotide messenger RNA. RefSeq names its product trivet (gene trv). NCBI's taxonomy places the organism in Eukaryota, Metazoa, Arthropoda, Insecta, Diptera, Drosophilidae. The record is from RefSeq and is a predicted model, not a curated record. Gene Ontology annotation, molecular function: RNA binding.
CGCCUUCAGUUUGAAUUGUGUCCUCGUUAAGAAAGGAUAUUCGUUACAUUGUUGUUAAGUUGUUAUUAUAAUUUCUCAAACAAACCAACCAACCAACCAAAGCAACCCAAACCGAAAGCCAACUGCUCGCUAAAGAGAAUUCUAAAUAAAAACCGAAAAAAUCUAAACACAGAACAUCCUGCCUUUUGUGCUUGGGAUUCUGGAUGGGAACAUAAAUUACAAAUAUAAAAAACCAAAUGAACUUUUUGAAAACAAAUUUCAUUGGUCUGUGAUAAGUGAAGGUCAAGCAAAAAAAUUUUUUAUGCAAAACUAAAAAACAAAUUAAAAGCCAACCACAAACAACACGAAGCGGAACAAACGGAAAGGAAAACCACAAAAAAGGCAACAUUUUCAAACUAGCAGAAUUGUAGAAAUUAUUUAAUGCAUCAAAUCGUUUGCGAAUAAAACAACAACAUCAACCAAAGCCAGCAGGAGCAACAGCUACAUCUACAGCAACAAUAGUGCGGUUUCACACAAAAAGGCAGCCAUUAAAAAAUACGUAGCCAAAUUAUAAUAAAAUUUAUUUAUAUCAUCAACUGCAAGGCGGCAGGCACUUCAUUAAACAUCAAAGCGAGCUGCGUGCAACCGCAAAACGUGCAAAUUCCGCACCGCAACAGCAGCAGCAAUUGCAGCAGAAAAGCAGCAACAGCAUCAAUACCAAAAACGCAACAAGCAGCAUCCGAGUGCAACUGAAACUGUAAAAUGUUGGCAAUGCCCACGCUGAUGAUGCCAGCCACCGCACAGAUGACGCUCAGCAGUCAGCCCCUUUCCGUGGGCGCCGCCCAUGGCAAGCCCUACGAGACAAAGCUGCUGGCCAUCCACCAGACGCAUCUGCAGCAGCAGCAGCAACCGGCUCCCGCGCAGCAGCAGCAGGUGCAGCAGCAGCAGAACGGCAAGCAACAGCAGCAACCCCAGCAGAUGACCAUCGUCACCACCCAGCAGCAGCAGCAACAGCAUCCCCAGUCGCAGUCGCCACACCAGCACCAGCAGCAGUCGCAGCAGCAGGCCGCCGCUGCAGCCGCCGCAGCCGCAGCUGCCGCCCACCACCAGCAACAACAGGCCGUGGCCGCCGCCGUCUGCGCCGCCCAACAACAGGCAGUGGUCGUCCAGCAGCAGCAGCAGUACCAGAUCCACUCGCAGCAGCAAUCGCCGCAGCAGCAGGUGCUCAGCGUUUCCCCCAAGCAGGAACAAUUCCACAUCUUUGUCGGCGACUUGAGCUCAGAAAUUGAAACUCAGCAAUUGCGCGAAGCAUUCACACCAUUCGGCGAAAUCUCCGACUGUCGCGUGGUUCGCGAUCCACAAACCUUGAAGUCGAAGGGCUAUGGUUUUGUGUCCUUCAUCAAGAAAUCGGAAGCCGAGAGCGCCAUUACGGCCAUGAAUGGCCAGUGGCUUGGCUCCCGUUCAAUUCGCACGAAUUGGGCCACACGGAAACCGCCGGCGAGUAAAGAGAACAUCAAGCCAUUGACCUUCGACGAGGUCUACAAUCAGAGCAGUCCCUCCAAUUGCACCGUUUAUGUGGGCGGAGUCAAUAGCGCCCUCACAGCCCUCAGCGAGGAGGUGCUCCAGAAGACAUUCGCCCCCUAUGGAGCGAUACAGGAGAUUCGAGUCUUCAAGGAUAAGGGCUAUGCCUUUGUGCGCUUCUCCACCAAGGAGGCAGCCACCCAUGCCAUUGUCGGUGUCCACAACACGGAAAUAAACGCCCAGCCCGUAAAGUGCUCCUGGGGCAAGGAGAGCGGCGAUCCCAAUAACGCCCAGACCAUCGCCACCCAGGCACUCAACUCGGCCGCCGCCGCCGCUGCAGGAUUCCCGUAUGGAGUUGGCGCCGCCGCUGCCGCAGCCGCCUAUGGUCAGCAGCUGGCCGCCACGGGAUGCUGGUACUCGCCCACGCCCACCUACCCGGCCUCCUCGGCCACGGCGGCUGCUGUGACCCCGGCGGCAGCCAAUGCAGCUGCCGUGCAGAAUCAGUUCCUGCAGGGCAUCCAGGGAUACCACUUUAGCCAGUACGCCGGAUACCAGCAGGGCUACAUGGGCAUGGGCGUACAGAUUCCUGCCACCUGGCAAGGCGUCACCCAGGCACAGAUCUCUCCUGCCCAGCAACUGGCAACGGGCGUGGCCGGGACCGCCAUUCCGCAGACCGCCGGUGUGGUCGCCUAUCCGAUACAGCAGUUCCAAGUGAGCCCACAGGUUUAUCCUUUACUUUUGCAGGCACAGUAAACGAAAAAAGCCAAAAACCGAAAUCCAAACAAAAUUUUUCAAGUACAGCUGCAAUUUUCUGAACAGAAACAAAACCAAACUGAGCUGUAAAUAAAAUGCGAAGCGCAGAACACAAAUUGCAAAACAAUUGAUGGCAACUCGAAGUUUGGCGAUUUUAGAGAGCUGCACCCCAGAAACAAAAGCAAGAGCAAAAGCAUAAGCGAAUGCAAAACCUAAACCUUAACCUAAACCUAAACCAAAACCAAAGCUAAAUGAAAAUUACACGAGUUCACACACACACCCACAUGAAUAUAUACAUACUAAUUAUAUAUAUAAAACAUAUAUGUAUGACUAGAGCAUAAAUAUCUGUCGAGCAUUGGGGGGAGCUGAAGCCAAAGCAAACAAUUAUUAUGUAUAUGCAAAAGCAAAGAAAGCUAAAAUAUUUUUAACCCUAGUUGCUUACACCACAACACAUACAUACACCAAAACACACCCACACCCACACACACCAACACCGAAACCGAAAUAUUUUAAUGCUUAAUGUAAAUGUGUUGGAGCACGGCGCGUAUAAAAAAUAAUAAUAACAAUAAUUAAUUGAAGCAAGAAAAAAGAGAGGUACAUGCAAAAACUGUGCUUAUAAAUAAAAUAGGGGCAUACAACUUGGUCGAGGGAAAGACAUAAAUCGAGUGGCGGCCGAAAUUAAACGCACAGACUCAUAUUCAUAUGCAUCUCACACCCACAUCCUCAUGUAUUUCCAGAGUGGCGGCAUUAAAUUAAAAUAAACAUAAUUAAAAAUGCGUUAAAAUUAAUUACGCGAACACACACAUGCAGACGCGUGCAAGUAAAUAUUUGUAUGUGUGUAUACAAAUAUUCGUCCUUGCCCCCCACCCGCUCUGCCAUUUCCCUUCAACAGCAGGACCCGCAUCAUUUUGUAUUGCCUACUUUUGCGCGCAGUUUGGUUCUAGCUUGGCGCACUCACACACUCUACACCAAAAACACACAUACACACAUAGCACUAGUGCCUAUAACUAUGAUAGAUGUCGUGGAUAUUUUAAAGGAUACUACAAAUCACACACGUUAAAGAAAAUACAGACAACUGCCAAAUCGGGCCAGAAGCAGUUCAUGUCCUGCUAUCACUUCCUAUAUAGAAUGCAACUGAAAGUUUACGCACUCACACUACUUUGAUUUGUGAUCGAUCAGCAAUUGAAAGACAGGUUCCUACACACGCACAUCAAAACACUAUGAAGUACGAAUCCGAAUCCAGGACCCUCGAGCCCUCUCUCUCACUCUCUCUCUCCAUCCAUAUGCAACCAUCCUUUUCGAAGGGGCUUCGCAAUUAGCAGCAGCUGCAGAGCUGAGCCUUUAAUUUGUUUGAAAUUUGAGUCUAAUUUGAUUACGAUUUAAGUUUUUCGCUUCACUUUCAACAAGCCUCAUGAGAGCCAUGUACAAAGCAGCUAAACCCGACACGAAAGCCGCAAAAAUGUUUCAACUCCCUCCAAAACAAUUUACCAACACACACUCCUCUUGUACUAAGCUAUGUAUAUAUGAUACGUUUAUGGUUUUAUUUCAGUUGCCAGAAGAGGAAUGGUUAGCUGCAAAUUUGUUGUGUUAGUUCUCUGUUGUUUAGGCCAAAACGAAAACGAAAUCACAAUCCAAACUAAAAG